AUGAGACAGUGUGCUGAUGGAGCAAGGGGUGACGAUACGACACGGCUCAAAGUUGUUGUUGCCUCGUGGUUGAUGCAACAAACCCCACAUCCGACCCCCAUCAUCCAUGGGCAGAACAAAUUGGGUUGCGGAUUUAAUAAUGAUGCAACUGGAUGGCUCAUAUGCCCUGUCGAUUACGACUGGAAUGAUCCAGUCGUCCAACAAAACAUCAGGGAUUAUCACCCUGAUUAUCGUGUUACGGCUCACUCAUGGCCUUCUUUUUUAUAUAAGGACGAAACAUAUGACCCACUGAAACCUACAGAUGGUUUAUUCAAAGGGCAAUUCCUUUUAAAGACAUUCAAAUACAUCUUCACGUCUCCCACUUCUGCAGAGAUGGACGAGCAAGAGCAGCUCAGCCCGGAAGUACUUUCCAUGCAGGGUCGUCCAAAGCAGCGAAGGACUGAUGGCGAACACCGCACUCAUUCCAAUGUGGCUGGGUUGCUGAACAUGAAAUCAGUCCAACCAAGGUCGAUUGCAUAUGCAGCUGUGCAGCUUAGGUUUGCUUUGUCUAGCACGGGAUCAUGGCAUAUUGUAGAUGACGAGUUCAACCAUCAAGAGUUCUACGACAAUAUCGUUGACUUCCUUGAGCUUGCUGUGACAUCAGACGCAGCUAAGGAAGUAGAAGACCUCUUACUUUGGUGGAACCAGUGA
Suillus fuscotomentosus is the source of this 690-nucleotide messenger RNA. RefSeq lists its product as uncharacterized. The coding region runs from base 1 to 690 and encodes 229 amino acids. The transcript is spliced from 5 exons. The record is from RefSeq and is a predicted model, not a curated record. NCBI's taxonomy places the organism in Eukaryota, Fungi, Basidiomycota, Agaricomycetes, Boletales, Suillaceae.